Molecule: messenger RNA, 1461 nt
Organism: Cladophialophora yegresii CBS 114405
Lineage: Eukaryota; Fungi; Ascomycota; Eurotiomycetes; Chaetothyriales; Herpotrichiellaceae
Exons: 1
Coding region: 1-1461 (486 amino acids)
Biological process (GO): guanine metabolic process
Cellular component (GO): cytosol
Molecular function (GO): zinc ion binding; guanine deaminase activity
Source: RefSeq, a predicted model, not a curated record
AUGAGCGGUGACUCGGCGCCUCCCCCAGCAUACACUGUAUCCGAGAGGCGUGAUGGUGGUGGUGAUGCUGCUGCUGUGCUACCAGACGCAACCAGGACCAAACGCACCCGGCGCGUCUUCCACGGCCGCAUCAUCCACAGUAAGUCGCUCAAGGAGAUCGAGAUUCUGCCACAAGCCAGCCUCGGGGUCGACGACACCGGCACCAUCGCGUUCCUAGACGCCACCGUCACGUCCGCGGGCGAAGCGUGCGCCAAACACAAGGGCUUCACGCAUGCCGAGCAGAUCACGCUCAAGCCACUGCAGUUCCUGUUCCCCGGGCUCAUCGACACGCACAUGCACGCCCCGCAGUACCCGAACAUGGCGCUAGGCAUGGAGGGCGAUCUGAAGGAGUGGUGCGAGAACUGGACGGACCCGAUCGAGGCCUCGUACACGGACACGGCCAAGGCGCACCGCGUGUACCGCGAGAUGGUGCGCAAGGAGCUCGACAACGGGAGCACCACGGUGGCGUACAACUCGAGCAUCCACCGAGAGGCGACAAACGUGCUGGCGGAUACGUGCCUCGAAUUCGGCCAACGCGCCAUCAUUGGCAAGCUGUGCAUCCUCGUCGGCAGCACGCACGGGAACUGGGAAGCGAGUGCCACGCAGAGCAUCGCCGACGAGGCCAAGGUCGUCGCGCACAUCCGGCGGAUCGAUCCCACGGGCAAGCUCGUCAUGCCGUGCAUCCAGCCUCGAGCCGGGUCGUAUGUGCCGCCGGAGCUGAUGCGCGGGUUGGGCGGCAUAGCCAGUGAAGGCGAAGGUCACAACGAAGGACGGAUGCGCGUGCAGGCACAUAUGUGCGAGACACCCCUGGAGGUGUCCGACAUGCACGACCUCCACCCCGGCUUCGCCAGCUACGCCGACAUGUACGACCACUACGGCCUGCUCGGCCCGCGCACCAUCCUGGCGCACUGCAUCCAUUUGAGCCGCAGGGACAUGGACGUGCUGGCCAAGACGGGCGCGGGCGUCGCGCACAACGCCAACAGCAACACGUGCCUGACGGACGGGUGGUGCCGUGUCCGCGAACUCCUGGACAGGGGCAUCAAAGUCGGACUGGGAACCGAUUGUUCGGCGGGUUAUUCCAUCUCGAUCCUCAAUGCCAUGAGGCAGGCGAGUAACGUGUCGAGACAUCUGACUAUCGCGACGGACGAGGCAGGUUGGAAGCUGAGCUUCGAAGAGCUCGUGUAUCUGGCGACCAUGGGCGGGGCGGAGGCGUGCUCUGUGGAUAAGACGGUGGGGAACUUUGAGGUGGGAAAGGCGUUUGAUGCGCUCGUCGUCGAUGUGGGCUUGGAUGAUAAUAUCAACACCAAUGGGUGGGAGCGUGACGAUAUGGCGUUGUUGAAGAAGUGGGUGUUUAUGGGUGAUGAUCGGUCGAUUCGUAAGGUGUUUGUGGAUGGGAGGUUGGUGGCGGGGAAGGAUCUGUAG